This is a messenger RNA of Talaromyces marneffei, 1191 nucleotides long. RefSeq lists its product as uncharacterized. The coding region runs from base 1 to 1191 and encodes 396 amino acids. NCBI's taxonomy places the organism in Eukaryota, Fungi, Ascomycota, Eurotiomycetes, Eurotiales, Trichocomaceae. Gene Ontology annotation, molecular function: aspartic-type endopeptidase activity. The record is from RefSeq and is a predicted model, not a curated record. The transcript has 2 exons. Gene Ontology annotation, biological process: proteolysis.
AUGGUUAACUGCCAGACUAUUAUCUCUGCCUUGGCCCUCUCGGCCCUUGCUGCUCCUGCCGCUGCCGCUGCUGUUGGUCCUGGCCUUAACCCCGGCAAACGCUUCACCCUUGACCUGGUCCCUGUCAAGCGGGGUCCUGCUCACCCUGCUGCCAGGUACGUCGACACUCUUGACAGAUAUGGUGGUAGAGCUUCUGAUCGACUCCGCUCCGUUGCCAAUCCAAAGACUGGUUCCACUUCUGUCACCCCCCAUGCAAACAAUACGCAAUACCACAUACCUGUCAAAUUAGGUAAUAGCAACAUGACACUUAGGUUUGACACCGGUAGCGCUAAUCUAUGGGUCACCAUCAAUGAGACCAUUGGCCGUGGAUCCCACCGCCCCUUUGAUAACAGCACCUGUAAGCGGUACCCCGGCUACACAUUCGAUGCCAGCUGGAGACCUUUAGGUGAAAUCCUGGGCGACGUCUGCGAGGAUAAAGUUACUAUCGGCGGCAUCACUGCUGAAAAACAGGCUAUCCAGCUUGCCCUACACAUGUCCCAGGAGAUUAGCGAACAUCUCAAGGAUGAUGGUAAUAUUGGAUUCGCCUUUACUGGUGCCAACAGUAUCCUCCCUGAUCCGCAAAAACCCUGGUUUGAAAAUGUUAAAAAUGAUCUUCAGGAUGCUGUCUUUGUUGUUGACCUUCGGCGUGGCGGUCCCGGUAGCAUUGACUUUGGUUUCGUUGAUCCCAAAUAUACGAGCAGGGUUUUUUGGGCAUACGUCGAUUCUGGUUCUGGAUUCUGGAAGUUUAUUGCUGAUGGAUACAUGAUUGGUCAGGGUAGCGGGUUUGGUGACUGGUUUAGUGGUAUUCUUGAUACUGGUAACGAUCUUAUUCUCUUACCACAGGAAUUUGUCAAGCACUAUUACAAACACGUUCCUGACGCCUUUUUCGAUGAGGGGCAAGGGGGAUAUAUCUUUCCCUGUAACACUACCCUUCCUGCCUGGACUGUUAUUAUUGAAUAUGGUCUAUUUACCGUUCCUGGUAAUGAGAUCAAUGUUGGUCCCGUUGGCAACGGAUCUUGCUAUGGUGGUAUCCAGGGCAAUGGUGGCCUUCCCUAUGGCAUUUUCGGCAAUCUCUUUUUCGGCCAAGUUAUAAUUAUUUUUGAGUCCAAGGACGGGCAUCCUCCCAUGGUUGGUUUCGCCACCAAGGCCUAA